Suillus clintonianus is the source of this 3093-nucleotide messenger RNA. RefSeq names its product Piwi domain-containing protein. Gene Ontology annotation, molecular function: protein binding; RNA binding. The record is from RefSeq and is a predicted model, not a curated record. The transcript has 6 exons. NCBI's taxonomy places the organism in Eukaryota, Fungi, Basidiomycota, Agaricomycetes, Boletales, Suillaceae. Bases 145 to 2997 code for a protein of 950 amino acids.
CUUGCACUUGACUCGCACGCACAGCAACUUCAGAAGCGCUACCCACGGGCCAUGACCAGCCUGCGACUAUAAGUACUGCUCUUUGGUUGUUUAUUUCUUUCCUGCAUACAGCCACGAAGACAACAUAUUCUAUACUUUUGAAUCAUGAGCAACCCUCCGCGUGGCAGGGGCGGUAACCGCGGUGGUCCGCCUGGUGGCCCUCGAGGUGGUGGUGGUGGUGGUGGUGGUUUUGGCGGAGGAAGAGGCUCUGGUACGAGGGGCGGGUAUGGCGGUGGUCCCAGAGGGGGAGUACCAGGAGAUUUGAUCUUCCGGGGCCCUGCGUCUGUAGACCAACGCCUGGCAACCUUGGAUCAACUGGUCUCUUCCUUUAAAAAACUCGCCUUCAACCCCGCGCGCCCUCACCGGCCUGGCUACGGCACCCUUGGCCGUUCAAUCACAUUACGAGCCAAUUUCUUUCCUAUCAAGCUUCCCAAGGGACCCAUUUACGACUAUCGUGUCGAAAUUACGCCGUCCACAGACAUUAAGCGCAUUCGUGCGCGCCUUUUUUGGUUCCUUGAACGGAGCAAUCAACAAGGCUGGAGAGAGCUCGUGCCUUUCACUGCUCACGACAACAGUGAGAGGCUAGUAUCCUCCAAGAAGCUACCUCAGCCUCUUGACGUGCAAGUCCAAUAUUAUGAGGAAGGAGAAGCUGGCCCCAAUGCCAAAUCCAAGACAUAUACUUUCGGAUUCACCCACACGGGUGACUUGGAUGUUGCGAAGCUCACGAAGUAUCUCAGUGGCAACAUCGAGUCACGGGACUUUGACGUCCAGCCACUGUUAUCUGCUGUGAACCUCGUGCUUCAAACGCAUGCAGCGCGUACCGGUGUUCGUGUUGGCAAGAAUCGCUAUUUCUUCCCCUCGCAAGAGCGCUUUGAGCUAGCGCUUGGCGUGGAGGCCUGGAAAGGCUUCUUCACGUCCGCCAGACCUGUGUACAAGGAACUUAUGGUGAACGUUGGUGUCUGUAUGACUGCCUUCUACAAGCCUGGCAACCUUGCCGAAGCUAUCAUGGAGUUCAACCGGACAUCCAAUGGCGCUAUGCUCCAACGGUUUACCCAGAAGCUCAAGGUGACCACGAGUCAUUUAGGGUACAGGCAAAAGAAACCAAUCAAGAAGAUCAUGUCUACGACUGCGAGGCAGACGUUUUUUAACUGCGAAGAGUACGGUGGCAAGAUAUCUGUUGAAGAUUAUUUCAAGAAAAAGUACCCCCAAAUCAAGCUGAAGCAUGCACACGACGUCCCAGUCGUUGACAUUUCAGGUCCAAAUUCGAAAUUCUCCAUAUACGUACCGGCCGAGCUAUGUGAAAUCGAGCCUGGGCAACCGUUCAGAGGGCGUCUCAACGAGAAAGAAACGUCGAACAUGAUUCGGUUCGCCUGUAACCCGCCCAGAGUCAACGCAGAUGCCAUCGUUGAACGCGGUCUUCCCACCCUUGGAUUCACGCCUCAGACGCUGAGCAGUCCUAUGAGCAACUUCGGCAUGGCCGUGGACAAUGACAUGGCGGUUGUCCCUGCACGUGAACUUCCCCCGCCCCGCCUCAGCUACAAAGCAGGGAAGCCACCCAACGUCAGCAACGGCAGUUGGAACAUUCUUGAUGUCAGUUUCCACGUCGGCGGAGCCAUCAAGACGUGGUGGGUGCUUGUCAUCAAAGACGGACAAAGCGUGUUCAACGGGCCCAAGGACCCGAAUUUGGAGGGAAUUUGGAGGGGCUUUGGUGAGAAAUGCCGCAAAAGCGGCAUGUCACUGGGGUCAACGCCUAUCUUGUUGAACCAAGAUCUCGUCCCUCCCGCUCGUGAUCCAUCCAGGCAGCAGGCGCUGGACCUGAUUCGCCAGAAUAUCAAGCGACACAUUGCUGAGAAAGGAAAACCGACGUUCAUACUCGUCAUUCUCUCUCGCCGGGACAACUACAUUUACCCUGGCAUAAAGCGGAUUUGUGAUGUCGAGUUGGGCGUUCACACCCUCCAUAUGCUUACAGAUAAGGUGCUCAAAGACCGCAAUAAACAAGAUCAAUACUUCUCGAAUGUCGCUCUCAAGUUGAACACGAAACUCGGAGGUAUCAAUCAUAUGCUGGACCCGGAGAGCAUGAAAUGGUGGACAAAGUCCAAAACGAUGGUUGUGGGCAUGGACGUUACGCACCCCGGUCCUGGCAGCGUUGAAGGCACACCAUCAAUUGCCGCUGUUGUCGCGAGCGCAGAUAGUUCUUUCGUCCAAUUCCCAGCAAGUCUCAGGUGUCAGGAGACCAAGAAAGAGAUGAUCACAGACCUAACUGCGAUGAUGAUAGAACGCCUCAUGUUUUACAAUCAGAAGAAUCGAAGCCUGCCAGACCGAGUUUUUGUUUAUAGGGACGGUGUGUCUGAAGGCCAAUUCGAUACUGUGCUGGAGGAAGAGCUUCCUAAGAUGUUGGAGGCAUUUAAGAGAGUCCCCCAAACGAAGCCAUAUCGCCCAGCGUUGACGAUCAUCAUUUGUGGAAAGCGCCACCAUGCCAAGUUCUGGCCGACCGACUCCCAGUACGCGGACCGGAACGGUAACACUCGUCCAGGAACUGUCGUCGACAGAGGCGUCACUGCAGUAUUUGACUUCGACUUCUACCUUCAAGCUCAUGCUGGUUUGCAAGGCCACGUGAAGGCAACGCACUACACAGUGGUGUAUGACGAGAACCACCUUGGCGCAGAUGAAGUACAGCAGGGUACGCACACUGCUAGUUACCUGUACGCUCGCGCGACCAAGGCUGUGAGUCUCGUCCCGGCCGCGUACUACGCCGAUUUGGCGUGCGAGAGAGGGAGAUGCUACUUGAACGACUUCUUGAGUGCCGAUGACAAGGUAUCGAGCUCUGUCGUAUCGAAAGGACAGGGGCGAGGGAAGUUGGACAAGGAGGAGGAGAAGAGACGUGUGUUUGAGGCGGCGAAGAAAGCAUGGGGAGAGGGUGUUCACCCCGACUUGCGCUCGAGCAUGUUUUAUAUCUGAUCUGGUGGUCGUGUGCUGCGGGUUGUACUUGUAUCUAAGUUUAUCGUCUUGUAUGUAUUUGCGGAUAUGAUAUCUAAAAAUAUGUUUGUGUAUCGU